AUGGAGCCCGAACCGAGCCUAGCCGAGACCACCCGAAGCCGCGCGCCCAGCCGACUUGAGGCCGACGGCCGAGCGCAGCCGAGGCCGCCCGAGCAGAGGCCGAACCGGCACGAAGCGGCCCAGUCGAGCAGAGCCGACGGCCAGGAGUCCGGAACCGAGGAGGGCCGAAACGGCCCGAAGUGCGGAGCCGAAGCGGCCCGAAUUGGUCCGAGGCCGCACGAGGGUUUCCGAGCGGCUCUGAGCGAGCCCUCCUCAGCUCCUAGGAGGCCGCGCCGGCCGUCGUCCCCGGCCCACAGGGUCGCCCACCGUGGGACCGACGCUCGCCGGCCUCCGACGCAGCGCGGCCCGGCCAGGAGAGUCUCACGCCAAAGGCUCCGCCCGGCCCACCGCGAGCGGGAACCGAGUCCGCCCGAGCGUAGCCGAACGGAGCCGAACCCUCCCGAGCCCCCGUCCUCCGGAGCCGCGACUCCCUCCCCUCUUGUCCGAAAGUGGCCGAGCGCUGCCGGACCGGCUAAUCGGGCCUCGGCCGCGGCCGAGUCAAGUCUCGAAAAGCGGCGCUGUCGGGCCCCUUCGAGAUCAGAGGCGAAAAUGGCCGAAGGGACGCGAGCGGCGGGGCCGAGAGGCUGCCGGGAUCGCGGCGGACUGGGCGGGCGGAGCCGGAGCAAGAUGGCGGCUGCGCGAAGUGGGAGCGUUUCCUCCACGGCCCUGUCCUCGGUCCCCCUGCAAAUGAUGUUCUAUCUCAGUGCGGCUUAUGGUGCCCUUUACUUCCUAGCUACGCUCCUGAUGGUCACGUACAAAAGUCAGGUUUUCAGUUAUCCGCCAAGUCACCUGGUCCUCGACCUGACUCUGCUGUUCCUGCUGGGGAUUCUGGAAGCAUCUCGCUUGUACUUCGGCACCAAGGGCAACCUCACAGAGGCAGAGGUGCCGCUGGCCGCCAGCCUGGUCCUCACGGUGGCCGGUGCCCUGCUGUGUGUCUACUUCCUGCUCUGGCAGACCCUCGUGCUGUGGGCCGACUCCGUCCUCAGUGCCACACGCCUGUCGCUGCACAGCCUGGAAGCCGUCCUGCAGGUGGUGGCCAUCGCCGCCUUCAUCAGCUAACGGGGUGAUGCCAGCAGCCCUGGACAGGUGCUCACUUCAGGGAGCCCCACAUUCCCGCUGCCAUUGCAGAAAGGGAAGAGGUGGUUUAUGAAUCUUGCUGGGAGCAGCCAUAGGUGCGGUCACUGCCCUCAGUGGUCUCUGUGGGAAAUGACAGGGAUAUCUGCUCUGUCCCCGUGUUUUAGCCACCCUGACCCCAAAGGCCAGAGUGGGAACCCAGCAGUCAGGCCAUUGUCACAAACCUCAGGGGUUUGCCCCACACCAGCAGGGGGCCAUUGGUCCCACCCUGUCCUCUCCUGCCAGAGUUCUCACCGUGGGGCAGCAUUCUGCAGCCCAGGUGGGUGUUCCAUACUUGCUGCACGUACACGUGGGUGGGACCCAGCACUGUGGGCAGUGUGGGGGGGCCUCGCUCCGAGCAAGCCCAGUCCUGGACAGAGAGUGCCCUCUGGCUGCCAAAAAGAAUGCAGCGGAGCUGGUCAGCUCUGGGGUUGGGGGUUCUGACCCAGGAUUGAUGACAGCCACUUCAUGGUUAGCUGUCCCACCCUCAGUCAUAGAAUGUCAGUGACGUCUGCACUGAGCGCUGGGUGGGUUCAGACCUACUGUAAGCUGCAAUUUUGAGUGAUUUCCUUCCAUUUGUCGCGAGUGCACGUUUUUGUUUGGAGUCACGUUUUUGUUUGGAGUCACGUUCGAAAGGGUGUAGUUUCUCUUCACGUUUUUCAAAUAAAGAAGUGUUUACCCCUC
Molecule: messenger RNA, 1836 nt
Organism: Rhinolophus ferrumequinum (greater horseshoe bat)
Lineage: Eukaryota; Metazoa; Chordata; Mammalia; Chiroptera; Rhinolophidae
Gene: TMEM80
Product: transmembrane protein 80
Biological process (GO): non-motile cilium assembly
Cellular component (GO): ciliary transition zone
Source: RefSeq, a predicted model, not a curated record